Messenger RNA from Gymnodraco acuticeps, 2764 nucleotides. RefSeq names its product leucine rich repeat containing 56 (gene lrrc56). The coding region runs from base 113 to 2035 and encodes 640 amino acids. The record is from RefSeq and is a predicted model, not a curated record. The transcript has 13 exons. Lineage: Eukaryota; Metazoa; Chordata; Actinopteri; Perciformes; Bathydraconidae.
AAGUCGUAUGUGGUUGUCAAGCAAACUUUUGCUUCUAAGCAAAGUGAUCUCAGUCAGUGAAAUGUAUUUAUAUUUUUAGUCUGCAGUUUCCUGCAACAGGUUCCUGUGAGAGAUGAGUUGCUGUCAUGGUUCUGUGCCUAAGGGAGUCCGGCCUGGCACAGCUCGGGUCCUAGUCACUGAGCUGAGUGGAUCAGGCCACAUCAACCCAACUCCUGCCACCAAACCAUGUGAGGACGCAGAAGCAGUGGAUGUUUCCCUUUCUCCAGAGAAGCUGAAAUCGUUGUGUGGAACUCAGGACCUCUCUCACCUGACCUCACUGGAGAUCUGCUUGGACACACAAGAAAACACACUGGGUAACUUUGGUGCUUACUUGCCCAAACUGAUGCGGCUCAAAAUGAACAACAGCACAAUUUUGUCAGUGAGAGACCUGGGAACCACCCUCUCCCACCUGGAGGUGCUGUGGAUGUCCCGCUGCUCCCUACAACACCUAGAUGGCCUCUCUACUUUGUCCUCCCUAAAGGAGUUGUACCUUGCUUAUAACAAUGUGUCGGACCUGAGUCAGGCGGGCAUGCUGGAGAACCUGCAGCUGUUAGAUCUGGAAGGGAACGAUGUGGACGACCUGGUCCAGAUUCAGUACCUGGGGCUGUGUGGCAAACUCCAGACACUAACCCUGGAGGGAAACCCUGUGUGUGUGCUCCCAAACCCCCCUGCCAAACAGAUGGCAGACUAUAGUUAUCGGGCUGCAGUGAGGGAGUUGAUCCCUCAGCUGCGUUACCUAGACGAUGUAAGGGUGGAGGAGGAUGGGCUGAGCUGCAGCAGCAUCAUGGGAGAGGACUGGGCCAUCCUUCGAAACUCCAUCAGAGACUGCAACUCACCUCGCGCCGCUACUGACGACGAGGACACAGCAGACAGUGAAUGUCCUGACAGCAGACCCAGCUCCAGUCUCUCCGGCGUCUGGCCCCUCUCCUCAGCUGACUCCAGGCCCAUGUCAGCCUCCAGGCUUGGGGUUCUCUCCCCUCCUAGGUCCCAACCUGGUUCUGCAGACUCAAAUCUAGCAACAGUGGAAGCAGAAACCAGCAUCCUGACACAUGGAGCUGGCAAGAUUCUGUUCUGUGGAAACCCAGUCCAGGCCAUACGAUCGAGGCGAGAAAAGUUGAAGACGGCCCCCAGCAGGUCUACUUUCACCCCCCGUGACCUACCCAUCCAUGUACCAGAACACUCGUACGACCUUGAGGAGCCAGAUGUUAGAGAACGCGUCGAUGUGUUUGCUGAGCUUAGAUCUUGGAGGGAGCAGCACAGCAAGCGUCUCCAAUCCAUAGAGACAGGAAGAUUGCCCCAGGUCCUGGCUAUAAUGCAUAGUGACGAAGAGGAGGGGUACAAUGAUGAUGAAGAAGAAGGCUUUGGCUGUGUAACGAAUGACAGUAGUGAUGAAGAACAUGGAGCAGAGAAGCAUGGUGACAGCAGAGAUGCUGCCUCACCAGAUUCCUCAUUCCAGUCUCUUUCUCCAGACCUGCAUCAUAGAGAAGCUUUAUCCCCUGAGGUUGCUCAACUGUCCCUGUCUCCAGACACCACGCUGUACCCUUCCCCCCCUCUCAGCGUCACACUAACCACUGGUAUACAGCAAAAGCCAUCAGGGGUCCGCGCACGAAGGCUUCGACUCAGCCAUACCACCUCAGAACAUUUACCUGAUUUGAGAAGAGGGGGCUUCUCUGGGUCAGGUGCCGCCACAGGAGACACAGACCUGGCAUCUCAGAGGGUCCAGCAGCAGAUGGCCGAUGUCCGUCUGUUGCCCCUGCCUGCACACAAACCCCACCCACCUCUAGCAAGUGCCCUGGGUAAUGGGCUCUUGGAUUCAUGUGGAGAGUCGGACAUAUCCAGUAUACAUUCUGGCCGAAAGCUUCUUCAAACUCCUCAGAUGUCCAAACUCUCGGACAGACCAUCGAUAACUCGCCCUCACACAGCCAGUGCAGCUCUGCAGAAACAUCAGCAGCACCUCACACACCAGCCCUGCAGAGGGAGCUCACACCCAGACUGACACCAGUGGGCAGAUGUCUGGCUGCCUGACCAGUUGAUCAGUGAUCAGUCAAAUGCAGGGAGGCCAUUAAGGGUCAUUCCCCUUAUUUGCUCACUCACAUGCUCAACAUGAUUUGAAUGAACUGUAUUUUUGCCAUGUGAUGUUCUCUGUCUCUUUUUUAAGCUUAAGAUCUAUAAGACCUUGAAAGCAUUCCCAAUACAUGUUUGUAGUGGCCAACAUCACAGUCCUCUAACAUAAGUAAUUGAGCAAUACACAUCACAAACUAACAGUGUAAUUGGAUCCCUGAGAUGAUCAAUCUAGUGCUUCCGCGAUGCUGGUUGCUUUAUAAAGGCUAUAUGAGCCUGAUGAAAAAGAAAGGGGAUGUGACUGCACAUUUGCAUUUCUCAGGUUGAAUCAACUUACAGAGAACUCAAAUGCCAUCUUGUGUUUUACCCAAUUUAUUUGUUUCUGUAUAUUCUUUUUAUUCCUGAGCCGUAAGGUUAAUAUAUUGUAAAGGUUAACUUCAUCCAAAAUGUCCUGCAGUGACAUUGAGUGUUUUGACAUGCAUGGUGUAACAGUCUAACUUUGCCACUUGAGGGCACCAUCUGUAAUCAUUUCUGUGAAUCAAAAACUCAUGCCGUUGUUUAAACCUCUUUGGUCAAACAAUUCUUCAAAUCCACAACCUUGAAACUCAAGAUCUUUCAUUUUGUUGACUUGUUGUUCAUAUCUAAUAAAGCAUCUACAGUACAC